Molecule: messenger RNA, 1087 nt
Organism: Carassius auratus (goldfish)
Lineage: Eukaryota; Metazoa; Chordata; Actinopteri; Cypriniformes; Cyprinidae
Exons: 5
Coding region: 34-627 (197 amino acids)
Source: RefSeq, a predicted model, not a curated record
GGGUAAAAGCAUCUGCCAAAUUCAUGAUUGUAAAUGUUCACAGGAGAACAACUAAGAAAUGCAGGUGCAUCAAACAAGCAUGCACAGACAAGCAAUGAUGUCCAGCUCAAACCCACAGGAAACUCUAACAUCCUUGAACUCACAGUAGGGGUUUCCUCAAUUACAGGUGGAGGUGUUCAUGCUUGUGAUCUUGUUCCUGUAGAUCUGCUGGCAAUGCCAUCUGGACAAGACGCUCUCUCGUGCUGCAGAAGAGAUUUUACCAACGACUCUUCCUCCUAUGAGCUGAGUGAGCGUCCAGACCCGACCAGUCACCAGCACUGGAGCGCUGACGAUAUAGUGGUGGUUGAUGAAACUGGAGGCGUGGAUGAGUCCAGAGUUCAUUAUAAAGGACCCCAGUCCCUCAUUCUGAGAGGAAAACACACUCAUGUCAUUUUCCAGAUGGAUUUUGCUUCACUGAAGCACUCUGAGGAAAUUAUUUGUAAGGAUCUCUGUCUGUCUCCAGAUGAAUUCAGCCCGACUCCUGGACAAUCGCUCCACACACGCCGUCCUGAUAACGCUGCAAACAGGAGCACGUCUGAUGGCAUCUUCAUCUUCCUCUCCAUCUUCCUCUCCAUUUUUGUCACCUAGUUUUAUUAGGUGAGAAAAAAAAGAAAGUGUUUGAUAUUCAGUAACAACAUUCUGUGAUGUAAAAGCGUCUCAUUUGGUUUUCACUGCUUGUUUCAGUUCGUUUCUGUAUGUUUCGUGGCGACGACUUUGGAUUCUUCAUCGUGGAGAUGAAACCCAAAGAUGAACCACAAAAACACCACAGACAUGGAAACAGAUCAUAACAGAAAUAUAUCCGUCUGCUUGUAGAGUGACAGCAAUAACUAACAAAUCUUCACAAUGUUUGAUCAGCCUCAGUAACUGAUAAACUGUGGCUGUAUUCAUAGGUAACUUUCACAAACAUACAAGAUUUUCAAAUGAAAACUUUAGUUAUAUGAUCAUACAAUAUUAUACCAUACAUAUACUUUGAUUUUAAUAAAAUAAUAGUUUUAUUUCUCAGUAAUUAAAGAUAAUAAAUGAUGUAUAAAAUAUAUUAUAUUUAACU